Thelazia callipaeda (thelaziosis nematode) is the source of this 408-nucleotide messenger RNA. NCBI's taxonomy places the organism in Eukaryota, Metazoa, Nematoda, Chromadorea, Rhabditida, Thelaziidae. The record is from the annotation of a GenBank genome assembly.
AUGGUGAUAAUUAAUUUUAAUGUUGGUGGUCAACAAUAUUCAACAACAGUUAGUACGUUGUUAGAAGAAAAGCAAUCAAUUUUCACUCAAUGGUUUACUGGUGGAAAUAUCAAACCGCCCCUGGAAGAAGACAAUAAAGGAGCGUACUUUAUCGAUAGAGAUCCAAUUAGUUUUGGAAUAAUCCUCAACUACCUACGUUUAAAGUCAAGCAAACAAUUAUGGCAAGCAUGUCUACCUAAAGACCCAGAUCGCCUGGCUUUGCUUACACAAGAAGCUGAGUAUUACAAACUGCAUCAAUUACGCGAACAAGCGAUAGCACUACUACAGAGCUGUACGGAAAAAACACAUCUUCCUUACGUGAAUGAAGUAAUUCCUUAUAACUAUGUUCUAAAGUUUCUUGCUUGUUAA